This is a messenger RNA of Lasiosphaeria miniovina, 1721 nucleotides long. Its product is annotated as acid phosphatase-domain-containing protein. NCBI's taxonomy places the organism in Eukaryota, Fungi, Ascomycota, Sordariomycetes, Sordariales, Lasiosphaeriaceae. Bases 144 to 1487 code for a protein of 447 amino acids. The record is from RefSeq and is a predicted model, not a curated record. The transcript has 8 exons. Gene Ontology annotation, molecular function: acid phosphatase activity.
AAUGGUUCAUUCCGAUUUAAUCAUCAGUUCCAUCUAGCAUUCAGAGCCACUCAGCAACAGCUCUUAAUCACAGCUUCAUAUUUUCCCCUACUCAUCUCCAAACCACGCUCGUGUCCCCAGAUUAUCAUCCAUCAGUAUUCGCCAUGGCAUCACUUAUCACGGGCUUGAUCAAAGCUCUUGGCUCGGACAUUUAUCCAAAACUCGUCGCCUUUGACCUCGACGGCACCACGUGGGACGGCUGGCUCAACGAGCAUGAAUUCGGCAAGAACGGAUGGGUCACAGAAGGCAAGAAGGAAGACAACGUCACCCUCUUAAGCAAGAGCAACGACGGGUUUCUCAUUGGAGAUGUCAAGAACAAAAAAUACAAACAGGCUCAGGUCUGGGUUCCUUAUGACUUUAUCAAAAUCCUGCAGGAUAUUCGAAAGCAAACGAAGCCCAAUUCUAGUGACAACAUGAACAUUGAUGUCUGCAUCUCGUCCAAGAACACUCACAAAGAUAUGUGUGUCCGUGCCCUCUGGCACGUCGAGUAUGACGACCCAAAGAGAGGAAAGGGAACGCGCGUCACAGACAUCAUAAAGUACUUUGAGGCUGGAAACGAACACCAACCGAAAACUGAGCAUUUCGACAAUUUUGAAAGGUGGAACCAGGACAAGGGAAGGCCUACAAGCCAGAAGAAAAUGCUUCUCUUUGACGACAAAGCCGAAAACAUGGACGUUGAACAGUGGAACGGUGUUACCUUUUUCAAAAUAGCCAAGCCAGGCCGCGGUAUUACAUAUGAUGACUACAAGAAUGGACUGAAGCUGUACCGAAGCUUCAUGGAAUGGCGUCGAUACAUUCCCGCAUCCGGAGCCGAAAGUAGCAGAGUGCAACACAUUGGUUACGUUGGCGCGGACAUGCUAAACGCGCAGCGAUACGCAGAAGGAAAACGGCGGACCCGGACGGACCGCGCGGCACGAUGGGGCUACGCCAUGUAUGUGGCGGAUGACCCGCGAAUUGCCGCGUUCUUCUCCAAGAUGGGACGGGAGAAUACACCGGACGACCAGUAUAUCGUGAAGCUCUAUGUGCGAAGCUCGCAAGCGUUUGACUUCAUCAGCAAGGUCUGGUAUCCGUCCAAGGGAUCCUGGCAGAUCAACAACGUCCACUCCACCAUGGAGGAGACAUGCCAGGCGCAGGAGAAGCUCGACAAGAAGGUCAUGGAGAAGUUCAACGUGUCCAAGCCGUACCUGUCCUUCUCCAAGCACGGGAAGAUGGCGGGCAUGGACUGGAUCAAGGAAGGCACGCGCUUCAACGAGAUGAUUGUCUACCCGCAGAUCCAGGACGCCAUGUUCUUUGGCGAAGCCCACAAGCUGUCCGAUGUCGAGGGCUUGAUCAACUCAGGAGACGCGAAUUGGCCGCACCUGAAGUGGCACCGCAACAUCAAGCCCUGGGGAAUCAAGCUGUGCGCCGAGACCAAGGCCGACUUUGAUAAGUACGGCGAGAGGUAUUAGAACGAUGAGAAAGUGGCACACAGAGUGAGGCUACCCACACGUGUCAGAGAAGUGAUAAUAGUCCGCGCAGGCGCGGCACGUAGAAAGUCAAAGGGGUCGAAACUAGCCGGACCUACUUAAGCAGGCUGCAGGUAGGCAGGCAUGCAUGCAAGCGCGGCUGGAUCCAAGGCUUCUCGCAUAUACAAUGAUCAACUCGUAAACAUUGGCUGGAAAAUCGCGGGACGAUUAGAAAGC